Molecule: messenger RNA, 3070 nt
Organism: Aspergillus fijiensis CBS 313.89
Lineage: Eukaryota; Fungi; Ascomycota; Eurotiomycetes; Eurotiales; Aspergillaceae
Exons: 5
Coding region: 42-2876 (944 amino acids)
Cellular component (GO): nucleus; cytoplasm
Molecular function (GO): protein binding
Source: RefSeq, a predicted model, not a curated record
AUUUGUUACACGCAAGAAGAUUUAAGCUCGACUCUGUGAUAAUGGUAGAUCCGAGUGGAGUCGACGACGUGGCAGAGGCUCUAGGAGCAUGUGAACAAGUGGCUGAGCGGGAGCGCUUGAGAGCGGCCCUAAGGGAAGGCAGCCGCUUCGACUUCGGAAGAUCCGUGGAAGAGUACAACAACAUUGCAGCUCAAGGAACCUGUCGCUGGAUCUACCACACCAGGGAAUUCCGAAAUUGGAUCCGGCAAAGACAAAGUGUACUGUGCGUUACGGGGUCGUUCGGGUCCGGUAAAUCGUAUCUACUCGCCUCGCUAGCGAUGAAUUCUUGGGGGUUACGGUCAGAAGUGAAUCCGCCGCCGCAGCCUCUCAUUAUCAGACUCUUCUAUGAUUCUUUGCAGAUCCCAGAUUUAUCUCAGAUAUUGCAGGCUCUACUAGUCCAGGCAAUCCCAGAAGAGGGGCUGACACACUUGGUUCACACAAAUUGUGCGGGCCAACUUGACAUGAGUAUUGAGGACUUGCAGGAUGCUCUCCUCCAGUCCCUAAUCAAUCUGGGUCAGGAGAAGUCGAUAUUUAUGUUUCUCGAUGAUCUGACCGCGCUUGAGCUCGAUGUCAGUGGGGGCUUGGUUUCGUUUCUCGGUCGAUUGGUAGACCACGCUUGUUCUACUGAUAUUGCAUUACAUGUUUGCUACUCGAAACGGGAUUAUCCUAUUGUGGAAGCGGCAGCCUCAACGUUUCCCACCCAGUUUCAAGUUCGGAUCGAUGCCUUCAAUCAACAGGACAUCCAGUCGUGGGUUCGUUAUUCCUUGGAAUCAACGUUUCGCCAAGGAGUAGUGGAGUCGAAUGACUCGAUCGAAAGAGCAGUGAGCAAGAUCCUUGAAGAGGCGGGUACAAGCUUUGCCGCUGCGUCGAUCUAUCUACGCCACUUGGAGGAAAAUAAAAAUAACGUGCCGUUUCAGAAAUUAGAUGAGUGUCUUGAAGUGCUUCCCAGACCGCUUGAAGAGAUGUGGUUGAAACUGUUGCGAGAUCUGUUGACAUCCAGAAACCCCCACGGGGCAAGGGCAAUGGAUAUGAUGCAAUGUGUGCUGACGGCGCAAAGGUUGCUGAGUCCUCAGGAUCUCUACUGUGUAUGCAACAUGCCCUGUGAUAUGACUGAUUCGGAUGUGCGGUCCGCAUUAGUGGCGGACUCUCUGGGCUUACUCACCCUUUUACCGGAUACAACGAACGCCACUGAGCCUGGAAAGCCAAGAGUUAUAGUGUCCUUUGUCCAACCAGCAUUGAAGGUGUUCUUAGCAUCACCCGCAGCGGGUGCUCUCUUCACCGAAACACUGCAUUUAACCCACGCCGACUUUGUUGCUGGGGACCACGGCCGCUUUGUCCAAGCGGGGAUCAAAUGCUUAAAGGAAUUUCUUCCCGACUACCGUGAUCAGUGGAAGGACUCACUCCCGCCCUUCGUCGGUGGGAGGUUAUUUCAGGAGCCCAAACCUAGAAGCACCCAGGUGAGCUUCGAUCAAAUUUUCAAAGGGUAUCCAUUGCUCGACUAUACCGUUCGCUAUUUGUUCAAGCAUGCUCGGGAAGCUCAACAUUCUGAUGACCUCCAAAAUCUUGAGACAUCCGAAGAUGGCUGCACGCUUCUUGCCGUCUGGGGUCAUCUGCAAAACUGCUUGCAAGGGAUCGAGAUCUACGGGCCCUCGGUCACAUUGCAGCAUGUUUUUGCACGAUACAACAUGUCGGAAUAUCUGAAAAGGUACAAAAGUCUCGAGGUCAAGACCGAGAGCGCUCAGACUAUUCUCCAUUGGGCUGCUUUCUACGGAAGUGAAGAGGUUGUGGGCCUAGUGAUCAAUCGUACUGUCGAGACACAGUUAGAGGUCUUGUUGCAGAGCUCACGGAAGAAGCACCUGACUGGCACCCGUUGUCUCUACUUUGCCUGUCGCGAAAGUGAAGACGGCAUGAGCGCGCUGGACAUCGCUGUACAGAAGGGACAUGUGGACAUCGUUAACCUUUUACUGUCUUUCCGUGACAGGCUAGAGAAGAGAUCAGAUGUAGAUAAGGUUCAGAAAAAAUGGAGGCUAAGGCAGCCGGAGGGUUUCCCUCUGGACUAUGCAUCAUCAAUGCGACGUGAGCUCUAUGCUGCUUGGGAGACACAUCUGAAUGACAACACGCAGGGUAGGAUUCCCGCUCUUCAUCGAGCAGUCAAACAACGGCUUCCUGUCAUCGUGAAGAAAUUGUUAGGGCAUGGGGCCGAUUGGCGGGUGCAAAGUGAGAGCUUAACACCUCUACAGUUGGCGCUGAGACUGGCGCAAGAUGAAAACCCGUUGCACCCGGCUACUAAAACCGUCGUGCGGAUUCUCAAGUUGGAAGCCUUCGCAGUCCUCGACAAUGCAACCUGUCUGGAUUCCGAGAUGGAACCAGUUGAUCGGCUCUAUGAAGCAACCGUAAAUCACAUCGACGGGCGAGAUUUGCUUCGGAGUGAGGUUCCCAUCCCCGAACUCUUUAAUGGGAUUACUAUCCCCGAACUUUUGAAAGUGAAUGGCGUGGACCAGACUGGUUGGAGAUCUACUUGGAUCCAUCUUCCCGCCAAUAAUAUGAAGUGGGCAGAGAUCCUUAUCUUGCAAUUAUUAAAGCAGCAGAAACGGGACAUUAUGCUGCGCCACGAGCUGUGGACAAGCCGUCAGAUACGUGGCUCUGAAAGGUCUCAUAUCUCGUUCAUGAGGCCUGGUUGCGAAAAGAUAGAUGAAACAAAUGACUUUGUGAUAAUCGUCAGUCAGAGAUGCCCUACCUCCACUGGGAGACCCAGAGAAAGCAACGGCGAUUGGAGGCCUUCAGCCUCUGCAAAUUUCUGCUGGAAUCAGAGGCGGACGUACUUCCUUCCCUUGUGAAGCAGCUAUCUGCAGAGAAUAAUGACAUCCUCAACACAUUUGCGGAGAUCCCGUCCAGUGAUCCGAAAAUUGCAGCUCUCGGUCAGGAGCUCCGGCAGUUUCUGACGACCGUGGAAAGUUCAAAAGUAAACAAAGUGUCUGCACAGGCACAGCUCCAACAGGCCCUGCAGGCCUACAGGGAGGAAGCCUGUGCG